This is a messenger RNA of Chaetura pelagica (chimney swift), 2086 nucleotides long. It is a transcript of the gene PEX5, whose product is annotated as peroxisomal biogenesis factor 5. Gene Ontology annotation, molecular function: protein binding. The transcript is spliced from 15 exons. NCBI's taxonomy places the organism in Eukaryota, Metazoa, Chordata, Aves, Apodiformes, Apodidae. The coding region runs from base 28 to 1956 and encodes 642 amino acids. The record is from RefSeq and is a predicted model, not a curated record. Gene Ontology annotation, biological process: protein import into peroxisome matrix, docking. Gene Ontology annotation, cellular component: cytosol; peroxisomal membrane.
GGCCGGGCGCGGAGCCCGCCCGGCGCUAUGGCCAUGCGGGAGCUGGUGGAACCGGAGUGCGGGGGCUCCAACCCGCUGAUGAAGCUGGCCGGCCACUUCACCCAGGACAAGGCUCUGCGGCAGGUCGGCUUGCUGAGCUGGGGCGGGGUGUGGGGCCGGAGGAGGGCUGUAUCCAAACCAUUGGGAGGGGCCACUGAAGAUGAGCUGGUUGGAGAGUUCCUGCAAGAGCAAAAUGCUGCUUUACUGUCCCGUGCUCCCCAGACCUUUAAGAUGGAUGACCUGUUGGCUGAGAUGCAAGAGAUUGAACAGUCAAGCUUCCGACAGGCCCCUCAGCGAGCUCCAGGUGUGGCAGCCCUGGCACUGUCUGAAAACUGGACCCAAGAAUUCUUGGCUGCAGCAGAUAGUGCUGGUGAUGUCUCUUCGGAUUACAAUGAGGCUGACUGGUCACAGGAGUUCAUUGCAGAAGUGACAGAUCCACUGUCUGUGUCUCCUGCAAAGUGGGCAGAAGAAUACCUAGAGCAGUCAGAGGAGAAACUGUGGCUUGGGGAAUCGGAAGACCAGUCUUUGGCAGAUAAAUGGUAUGAGGAAUAUCAGCCUGAAGAUGAUCUUAAGAAAACUGUUAGUGAUUUCCUCUCUAAAGUGGAUGAUCCAAAACUCCAGAAUUCUGAGUUCCUAAAGUUUGUCCGCCAAAUCGGAGAAGGGAGGGUAUCGAUCGAAGCUAAUCAGGUGACCCACAGAGACCAAGAUCAGGCAGAGCAAUGGGCAGCUGAGUUUAUACAGCAGCAGGGGGCAUCUGAUGGCUGGGUGGAUCAGUUUGCACCAUCUGGAAGCACGUCAGCUCUUGAUAAGGAAUUUGAGCAGGCAAAGACUGCUGUGGAGUCAGAUGUGGACUUCUGGGACAAACUCCAGGCAGAAUGGGAGGAGAUGGCCAGGAGAGAUGCAGAGGCCCACCCUUGGCUUUCUGAUUAUGAAGACCUCAGCUCCUCAUCAUAUGACAAGGGUUACCAGUUUGAGGAGGACAAUCCCAUGAGAGAUCACCCAGAUGCAUUUGAAGAGGGACGGAAGCGCUUGAAGGAAGGUGACCUCCCCAAUGCUGUCUUGCUCUUUGAGGCUGCAGUGCAACAGAAGCCAGAUCAUAUGGAGGCUUGGCAGUAUCUGGGAACUACCCAAGCAGAGAAUGAACAGGAGCUUUUGGCAAUCAGUGCCCUCAGACAGUGCUUGGAGCUGCAGCCUGGGAACCUCACAGCACUUAUGGCUCUAGCAGUCAGCUUCACCAACGAGUCCCUGCAGAAGCAAGCCUGUGAGACGCUCCGGGACUGGCUGCACCACAAACCAGACUAUGCCCACCUGCUGGAGAAGGAACCUGGCGAGAGUGUCGCUGGGACAGACCUGGGGCCUUCCAAGCGUGUCCUAGGCUCCCUGCUGUCUGACUCCUUGUUCACGGAGGUGAAAGAGCUGUUCUUAGCAGCUGUGCGCAGCAACCCCUCGUCUGUGGAUCCUGAUGUUCAGUGUGGCCUGGGGGUCCUUUUCAACCUCAGUGGCGAGUACGAGAAGGCUGUGGACUGCUUCACUUCUGCUCUCAGUGUGCGCCCCAAUGACCAUCUUCUGUGGAACAAGCUUGGUGCCACGCUGGCAAAUGGGAACCGGAGUGAGGAGGCUGUGGCCGCCUAUCGUCGGGCACUGGAGAUCCAGCCAGGAUACAUCCGCUCGCGCUACAACUUGGGCAUCAGUUGCAUCAACUUAGGGGCCCACCGUGAGGCUGUGGAGCACUUCUUGGAGGCUUUGCAUAUGCAGCAGAAGAGCCGAGGCCCACGGGGGCAGCAAGGUGCCAUGUCUGACAACAUCUGGAGCACCCUCCGUAUGGCCCUUUCCAUGCUGGGGCAGAGUGACCUGUAUAGGGCAGCUGAUGCCCGGGACCUUCCCACACUGCUUCAGGCAUUUGGCCUUCAGCAGUGACUCCGGGAUGACUUCCCUUGUGAGUGCAGUGUUGGCCUAGCCCAGCAGUGACCUUUCUUAGAGAGGAAAUGUUCACUAGGGUUCACACAUCUUUGCUCUGGUAGGGCAGAUCAUUGGCAACUGUUUUUUU